CAGACGCCCAGAGAGUGGCGGAGGAAUCCCAAACACACCCUGAGAGAGGAGCAAGCUAUCAUGUUUAUCACUUAGAAACGGAGACGCCACUAUCCUAAAGCGGUCACUAUCCUAAAGAGGUCGUGUUUGGAGGUAACUCAGGACAACCAGACCUCUGCAAACAGGAGAUGCUGCUUUGAACCACAGAGGUGAGGAAGAAUUGGCCUGGAGAUAAGCAAACAGCAGUUACUAAGGAAGACCGAAUGUCCUGUGUCUGCAUUGGAGAGGCUGCAGUUAGGCAUAAGAAAGAAAGCCAUCAGUAGACUGUGACACUGGAAAAAUUGGUUAUCUUCAACACAUUGUCAGUGUUGGUGAAUGUGAGCAGCCCUAUACACUGCACCAAGAUAAUAUAGGUGAUCUUCAUCCAGCCUCUCUCUAUAUAUCUUUACAAGAUUUGUACUAAAAAAUACCUCAUUAAUCAACAUCAGCGCUCAUUGUUACCAUAGAUCCUGUCAUCUGCUUCUAGAAACACUCUGCAUGUGUAUGUGCAAAAAGUAAGGAAUCAACUCGGACCAGGCCUGCACUUUUCUUUUAAAUUUACCAAACCCCUCAUCUUAGCUGCUAAGACAACAAGAUCGAGGAAUUUCCUUUAAGAAUCACUCAGAGCUAACAAGGCAGAACCAGUGAGGGAGUAAAAAGAGGGAGAGAAAAAGAGAAGAGGCGGAGAGAGAAUUGGCGCUCAAGUGUGAGCGAACAAACAGAAAGCUGCGAGUCUCUACUGUAACCCUAAUAAGGAAUUAUAAAGGCACGCUUUCCUACUGAAGAAUCCAAAGAAAGGGAGGAUAUAAGUCUUAUACUCAUGCAAACAGACAAACAAAUGGGCUUUUAUUUAAGGAGCAACAGUUCGAAUGGACUAUUCUGAGGCAUCCAUAAUUGGAAACAGAUUGCUACGAGAACUACUGGACAAGAGGGCUCAUAAUAGAGACUUUAUAUUUCUUACAACAGCCCUGAAAGUUCAAAGGAGAGCAGAAGAGGAGUAUUUACAAUGGAUGGAUUUCCAUGGGGUUGUUGUCAGUGCUGAUCCAUCCAUCACUUGGUUGGUGUGUUUGGGAAUCUGUCUGUGAUUUGCCCACCAUAUACUGCCUGAAUUGGAAGGGAGCUGGUAGGGGGACUGGUACAAGUCAGUUCCACACUGGACCACUUGAGCUUUCAGGAGGAGGACAGAGUAGAGUGAAGAGUAUGGGGAAGUCAAACAGCAAGCUCAAACCAGAGGUGGUGGAAGAACUGACCAGGAAGACUUACUUUACAGAGAAAGAGGUCCAGCAAUGGUACAAGGGCUUCAUAAAAGAUUGCCCAAGUGGUCAGCUUGAUGCUGCAGGUUUCCAGAAGAUCUACAAGCAGUUCUUCCCCUUUGGUGACCCCACCAAGUUUGCCUCAUUUGUCUUCAAUGUUUUUGACGAGAACAAGGAUGGACGGAUUGAGUUCUCAGAGUUCAUUCAGGCCCUAUCGGUGACCUCACGUGGGACCUUGGAUGAGAAGCUUCGCUGGGCCUUUAAGCUCUAUGAUCUUGAUAACGAUGGCUAUAUCACUCGUGAUGAAAUGCUCAAUAUAGUGGAUGCCAUUUAUCAGAUGGUGGGAAACACAGUAGACCUUCCAGAAGAGGAAAACACACCAGAGAAGAGAGUGGAUCGCAUUUUUGCCAUGAUGGAUAAGAAUGCUGAUGGAAGGCUGACUCUGCAGGAGUUCCAAGAGGGCUCAAAGGCAGAUCCCUCCAUUGUACAAGCUCUGUCUCUCUAUGAUGGCCUAGUAUAGUAGCGGCUUGUCUCAAGCAUAAAGAUACGGCUAAGGAUCCAAUACAGUGAUAUCUCACCAUGCCAUGUGAGGAGAUGAGUCUUCUCUUUUUUUGACCUCUCAUUCUGGACACUCAGGACUGAGAAGGACCACAAAGAGCUCAUCCAUCUCACUACAAGCAUUUCACAUUUGACCAUUUUUUUCAGCAUACAACAAUGACAAAAAGGAGAAUGGAGGAAAUUGCCAUUCUGAAAAUUGUGUUUGUGUGCACGCAUGUGUGAUUGCCUAUGAAUGCUGUACUGAAGAAUCCCACUGGAUAUUCACAAGUGCUUGUUUUCUGCUGAACAAAUGCACUGGAGACUGUUAAUGGCGCUGAUUGUUAAAAAAAAAAAAAAAAAAAAAGCAUGUUGAGAAACCUAAAUUAUUGAUGUAAUUACUGUAUGUGUAAACAUUCAUAUUUUUUAUCAUACUUUGCUGGGAUAUAUUGUGGGUGUGCUCUUUGUCUAUCAUUUAACAGACUGGUGUUAUUUUAUAUAUUUCUUGUUUACUUUGAAGUUUAUGGAUUUACAAGCCUCAACAUUUCUUACCGCCUCUUGAAAUGAAAGAGCGGAAUCCUGUCUUGCUUAUUAUUCGGAUCUAUGAAUGUGAAAGGAACUUCAUUUAUUACAUUUGUGGUACAUGGCUCCCAUUGUGUAGCAUGUGUUAUUCCUCCCUUGCUGGCACAGUUCAGUACAAAGACCUCAAGCCACAUCCGAAACAAGGCACUGUAACCAAGCAACAUGCUACACUGUUAUUCUUGAACAGCUGCAUAUCAGAAUUGAUGUAUGUACCUUUUUUAAUGAAGAAACAAACAGGAUAUCUUCAUUUUCUUUCUGUAAAGGCUCCAGCAACUGCUAUCUUAAAUUACACCUCUGCCUUUGUGUCUUUGCCUGUGUCUUGUUUUCCUGUCGAACAAAAGCCAUGGACUGAAUUAUGGCAUUUUCUUUACAGAUUUCUCAAAACAACAAAGAUCUAUAGUUACACUGUAGACAGCCUCUGUUUGAGUUGGUCUCAUACUUUAUCAGUUGCUCUCUGAUGGAUGAUUAAAUUUGAGUC
This is a messenger RNA of Myxocyprinus asiaticus (Chinese sucker), 2865 nucleotides long. Its product is annotated as neuronal calcium sensor 1-like. NCBI's taxonomy places the organism in Eukaryota, Metazoa, Chordata, Actinopteri, Cypriniformes, Catostomidae. The transcript has 9 exons. Gene Ontology annotation, molecular function: calcium sensitive guanylate cyclase activator activity; calcium ion binding. The record is from RefSeq and is a predicted model, not a curated record. The coding region runs from base 1039 to 1791 and encodes 250 amino acids.